This is a messenger RNA of Gadus morhua (Atlantic cod), 757 nucleotides long. Its product is annotated as CREB-binding protein. Bases 187 to 606 code for a protein of 139 amino acids. Gene Ontology annotation, cellular component: histone acetyltransferase complex; nucleus. Gene Ontology annotation, biological process: regulation of DNA-templated transcription. Gene Ontology annotation, molecular function: transcription coactivator activity; histone acetyltransferase activity. NCBI's taxonomy places the organism in Eukaryota, Metazoa, Chordata, Actinopteri, Gadiformes, Gadidae. The transcript is spliced from 3 exons. The record is from RefSeq and is a predicted model, not a curated record.
AACCCACUCAAGGCAAAGCCCCGGAUGUACACAAAGUCUAGCUCCGCCCCUGGGUAAAGAGAGUCCUAUAACGAAACUGUGCGGAUGUGUGGAGUUUAAUCUGUGUGGAGCUGAUCUCGACCCACCGUUGAUUUGGAGGAUCGCUGCCGAAAGAGGGACGUUGACCUGGGUGUUCAUUGCUACAUCAUGGAGGAGCAUAAGAUGGCCAACAGGGAUCCCAAGAUGAAGCAGCAGCGGGCCACCAUGACGAGGAGAAGGAGGAUGGCAAUCAUGCAGGGCAGGGUCAUGCCUGGGGGCCCCAGGGCCGGAGGCAGCAUGGUGGGGCAGACGGCGGGCCAGCAGCCCCCACAGCAGGCCCAGAGGAUGCUGGUUCCUCAGCAGCCCGGCAACAUCGCGCCCAACGCCCUCCAGGACCUCCUCCGCACGCUCAGGUCUCCCAGCUCACCCCAGCAGCAGCAGCAAGUCCUCAACAUCCUGAGGUCACACCCCCCUCUCAUGGCAGCUUUCAUCAAGCAGAGAGCGGCCAAGUACCAGUUGCAGCAGGCCCAGGCGGCCCCUCCCCCAGCAGAACAGCUGGUAGCUUCACCUGAUUCUGGCUCUCCCUGAUGGGGACCGUUUGUCUGGCUUUUGUUCGCUCUGGGUUUGGAUAUUACCUCUAUUACCGGGAUUUCAUUAGGUUGUGACCAUAUUGGUCAAGUUGGAAAGCUUGAGAUUGAGCCCCUCCCAAUGAGUCGGGGGGGGGGGGGGGGGGGGGGGG